Rhineura floridana is the source of this 2148-nucleotide messenger RNA. RefSeq names its product transmembrane protein 25 (gene TMEM25). NCBI's taxonomy places the organism in Eukaryota, Metazoa, Chordata, Lepidosauria, Squamata, Rhineuridae. Gene Ontology annotation, biological process: negative regulation of excitatory postsynaptic potential. Bases 557 to 1789 code for a protein of 410 amino acids. The transcript has 8 exons. The record is from RefSeq and is a predicted model, not a curated record.
GUUGUGGCAGAGCAUCAGUUCUGCAAGCAGGAGGGGUUGGGACUACUGGAAGGGGUCGAAGCUGGCUGAGCGGCCCGCCAGGCCACAUCCUGGGCCUGCCACCUCCGAGCCGGUCCCAGCAGGCAGGCAACCCCAGGGACCUGCCGCGGCCGCCGCUGCGCUCGGUGAACGCGCCUCCGCCUCCUUUUCCGGGAAAGCGCCAGCGCGGCUUACUCAGAGCGAGGAGGGGUUCGGGUUCGAGCAGCUCGGAAAGAGCGGCGCUCGGGCCGGGAGGGAACCCAGCCUCCGUCCCCACCGGCGGAGCGAAGGGUCCAGGCCGGGAUUGCUAAGGAGCCCGCGAGGGGCGGGGCCGAGCGCCUCUUCCGCGGCCAGUCGUUGCCGCAGCAGCCUCGACGGGACCAGCCGGAGCGGCGCAACCACCGCAGUGUGCGCUCCUGAGCCGCGCGCGGAGCAUCGUCUUCCGGCGGGGGCCCGAGUGGUGACCCAGCACAACGGCCCUCCGAGGGCUACCCGCUGGUCGUCUUCUCGGAACACCUCCCGGCGGGGAAGGAGGCGGAUGACGCCAGGCAGCCCCCUGCCAGCCCCGCUCCAGCCGCCGCCCCUUCUCCUUCUCCUCCUCCAGGCGCUCUUCCCGGCAGGCCUGGCGGAGCUCGAGGCCAUGAUCGACGGGCGGGCGCUGUCUGUCCGCAGCCUGCGGGAGGCCGAGAGCCGGGCCUUUACGUGCCUGGCCGCGGCGCCCAGCCUGGCCUGGUACCUCAACGGGGAGCGGCAGGAGACCAACGGCUCCAGCAGGUUGCUGGCCACGGACGGCCAGGACGACAGCGGCGGCGGCCCCUUCGAGGACAGCAGUAGCAGCACCUUCGUGGUGACGGCGCGGCGCCUGGACCGCCAGCUCAACUGCUCCGCCACCGACCCGGCCACGGGCCGCGUCGCCAACGCCUCCGUCCUUCUCAACGUGCAAUUUAAACCAGAAAUCGUGAGGAUGGAUGCCCGCUACGAAGAGGCCAGGGAGCCCGGUCUCCUCCUGGUGUUGUUUGUGCUGGUCCAAGCCAAUCCCCCUGCCAGCAUCACUUGGGUGGACCAGGAGGGCCAAGUGAUAGUGAACACCUCCCACUUCCUCAUCGUGGACACCAAAACCUACCCCUGGCUCAUCAACCACACCGUUCAGGUGCAGCUCAGCAGCCUGGCCAAGAACUUCUCCUUCAGCGCCUCCAAUGACCUGGGCAUCAUCAACUCCUCUGUUCCGCUGCCUGGUUUCCUGGACACCCGCAUUGAGCUGCCCCUUCUGGCGCUUGUGGUGGGGGGUGCGGUGACCCUGGGGACUCUCCUAGGCCUUGGCACUCUCAUCAGCUGUGCAGUCUACCAGCAGGGCAAGAAGGCAGCAGGACUGUCCCCACCAGUGCUGGUGCCUCCGAGUGACUCCAACAACCUGAAGCCAAAGGUGGCCCGGCUGCCCCGGGCAAACAGGUCUCUCCCAGCCAACCUGCAGCUCAACAACCUCACCCCCGAGCCCAAAGCCAAGGACAGGAUGACAGAAGGAACUGCACUACAGCAGGAGGAGGAAGAGGGCUUCUCGGAGCCGGAGGACUCCCUGGCCCUUGCAGAGAGAGGAAAGGGCCCAAGUCCUACCAACGUGCCUUGGGUCUCCCACUCUGGCUUAAUCAGCCUUGCCUACACACACGUUCAAAGGCACACGCACAGCCCUCCAGCCUUGCAGUCUUUUUCUACAAAAACAAAGGAGGUGAAAUCUGGCCUCCCCGUGCACCUGUGUUGCUUUCUACCCCUGUGAAACAGGUGUGAUGAAGCCACCUUCCAAGAGAAACCACUGUGACGCUCCCACAGCUUAGUGUUGGAGCGGCUGCUUUGCAUGCAGGAGGGGGCCAGGCUCAGUCCCUCGACCAUGGGACCCUCCCCACACCCAGGGCCCUGGAGAGUGAGUGCGCAGUACUGGAGUAGAUGGGCCCCUUGGAGCUCCGCCUGUUGUCCCAACAGGAUUAACGCAGGUUCCUGGGGGCUCCCCAGGGCCAUUUUGCCAGCCAUACCGAUAGGAGAUCCUAUAAAGCGAGCAAUGCUGGAGGCUACACCUGGGACUUUCUGCACGCAGAGUGCAGGUGCACUGCACCCAACUGCCCACCCCUUCCGUUUGUC